CUCUCUGCGAGUUACAGUCUCAAAUAUGUCAGCUACCUUAUAUUCGAUUUUGAGCGUUCCUUAUUUCCUUCACUGAGAAAAGAAAAAACACAGAGAAAGAGAGGGAAACCAUGGAAAUGCAAGGAAGAAGACGAGAAGUGGUUGUUUCAUCUCUCCAAUUCGCUUGCUCCGACGAUAUCUCCACCAAUGUCGCCGCCGCUGAGCGAUUAGUCAGAGAAGCUCACGCUAAAGGAGCUAAUAUCGUUCUUAUUCAGGAACUUUUUGAAGGAUAUUACUUCUGUCAAGCACAAAGAGAAGAUUUCUUUCAGCGAGCCAAGCCUUACAAGAACCAUCCUACAAUUGCAAGGAUGCAGAAGCUGGCAAAGGAAUUGGGUGUAGUAAUACCUGUUAGCUUCUUUGAGGAGGCAAAUGCUGCACAUUACAAUUCGAUAGCGAUAAUUGAUGCUGAUGGAACUGACCUUGGAAUUUAUAGGAAGUCGCAUAUUCCUGAUGGACCGGGGUAUCAAGAGAAGUUUUAUUUCAAUCCUGGAGACACUGGCUUUAAGGUUUUCCAGACAAAGUUUGCAAAAAUUGGAGUGGCUAUAUGUUGGGAUCAGUGGUUUCCUGAGGCAGCUCGAGCUAUGGUUCUACAGGGUGCUGAAGUACUGUUUUAUCCCACUGCUAUUGGUUCUGAACCUCAAGACCAGGGAUUGGAUUCUCGUGAUCAUUGGAGGAGAGUUAUGCAAGGGCAUGCUGGGUCUAACGUGGUGCCUCUAGUCGCUUCAAAUCGCAUAGGGAAGGAAAUAAUUGAAACUGAGCAUGGACCAAGUCAGAUCACUUUCUACGGAACUUCCUUCAUUGCCGGGCCAACAGGUGAAAUUGUGGCUGAGGCAGAUGAUAAAUCGGAAGCCGUUCUCGUGGCACAGUUUGAUCUUGAGAUGAUCAAGUCGAAAAGGCAAAGCUGGGGAGUGUUCCGUGACCGUCGUCCAGAUUUGUACAAGGUGCUUCUUACUAUGGAUGGUAAUAUCUGAAUCUUUUGCUGUUUGAAGCUUUGAUCUUUUGUUUAAGAUCACACUGAGGAAAUCCAUUUAACAACAAUUAUUACUGGCUUAAUCUUAAAGGGUAAGCCCAAAAAUAAAAGACCUGAAAAUGAUAUAAUACAUCUCAAAAUUUGCUGUGGCUCUUUCAUCUUUCUAGGUCAUAUGAAAAAAUUGGAUAUGUAAACACAAA
Molecule: messenger RNA, 1209 nt
Organism: Arabidopsis lyrata subsp. lyrata
Lineage: Eukaryota; Viridiplantae; Streptophyta; Magnoliopsida; Brassicales; Brassicaceae
Product: N-carbamoylputrescine amidase
Exons: 9
Coding region: 111-1010 (299 amino acids)
Molecular function (GO): N-carbamoylputrescine amidase activity
Source: RefSeq, a predicted model, not a curated record